This is a messenger RNA of Cyclopterus lumpus (lumpfish), 6912 nucleotides long. It is a transcript of the gene atp11b, whose product is annotated as ATPase phospholipid transporting 11B (putative). Gene Ontology annotation, cellular component: plasma membrane; trans-Golgi network; recycling endosome. Gene Ontology annotation, molecular function: magnesium ion binding; ATP hydrolysis activity; ATPase-coupled intramembrane lipid carrier activity. The coding region runs from base 348 to 3863 and encodes 1171 amino acids. Lineage: Eukaryota; Metazoa; Chordata; Actinopteri; Perciformes; Cyclopteridae. The record is from RefSeq and is a predicted model, not a curated record. Gene Ontology annotation, biological process: phospholipid translocation. The transcript has 30 exons.
GUGCACAGAGUUGUGCGCUGGAAGGAAGAACAACCGGUCGUGGCAAAACAAGAGAUGUAGUGGAGAGCUCGCCGGGACUCCGUGGCCAGCCGUCUGUCACUUUUACCGGGAGACCAUCCGACGAGUUGUCCGACGUUACUGACGAAUGGAAAGGACCGGAUUAUUUUUGUUGUGUUUGCACGGUUAACGUUACACUGCGUGGAUGUGUCGUGUAAUGCGACCGAGAAGAGCUGCUGCCUUCGAGGGGAAAUAUAUAUCUGGUUCGGGACGCGUUCUCGCUGGGAGUAGCUAGUCGCUAGCGCGGGGCUAGCGGCUGCGCGGACCACUUCACACCGUAUUUGUCGAGGAUGCUCCGGUGGAUACGACAGCAGCUGGGCUUUGACCCCCCUCAUCAGAGUGACACCAGGACAGUUUAUGUGGCCAAUCGUUUCCCGCAGCAUGGCCACUACAUACCGCAACGCUUUGCUGACAACAGAAUCAUCUCCUCCAAGUACACAAUUUGGAACUUUGUCCCUAAGAAUCUGUUUGAGCAGUUCAGACGGAUAGCCAACUUCUAUUUUCUCAUUAUCUUCCUUGUACAGUUAAUGAUAGACACCCCAACUUCCCCAGUCACCAGCGGCCUGCCUCUCUUCUUUGUGAUCACAGUAACUGCCAUAAAACAGGGCUACGAGGAUUGGCUGAGGUACAAAGCAGACAACGAGGUGAAUGGGGCUCCCGUGUUUGUGGUUCGCAGUGGAAGUCUCGUGCAGACAAAAUCCAAGAACAUCAGGGUGGGGGACAUUGUCCGCGUGGCUAAAGACGAGACGUUCCCAGCUGACUUGGCGUUGCUGUCGUCUGAUCGUGCAGAUGGCACCUGUCACAUCACUACAGCCAGCCUUGAUGGAGAAACCAACCUUAAGACUCACUUCUCUGUGGCGGAGACAUUGGUGUGUCAGUCGGUGUCCCAACUGGAGGCUCUGCAGGCUGUGGUGGAGUGUCAACAACCGGACGCUGACCUGUACAGGUUCGUCGGUCGGAUUACGGUGACUCAACAUGGAGAGGAGAUCGUCAGGUCGCUGGGCCAGGAGAAUUUGCUGCUGAGAGGAGCCAGGUUGAAAAAUACCAAAGAGAUUUUUGGUGUGGCAAUUUACACUGGGAUGGAGUCAAAGAUGGCCCUCAACUAUAAGUGCAAGUCCCAGAAGCGCUCUGCAGUGGAGAAGUCCAUGAAUACCUUCCUCCUCAUCUACCUUGGCAUCUUGCUGUUUGAGGCCAUCCUUAGCACCAUCUUGAAGUAUGCCUGGCAGGCUGAAGACAAAUGGGACGAGCCUUUCUACAACCAAGAGACUGAACAAGAGAGAAACAGCAGUCCGAUCUUGAAGUUUAUCUCCGACUUCUUGGCAUUUCUGGUCCUCUAUAACUUCAUCAUCCCCAUCUCGCUCUACGUUACUGUGGAGAUGCAGAAGUUCAUGGGGUCCUUUUUCAUUGGCUGGGAUUUAGACCUAUACCACGAGGAAAGCGACCAGAAAGCUCAGGUCAACACCUCUGACCUCAAUGAGGAGCUGGGACAGGUGGAGUACGUCUUUACAGAUAAGACGGGCACGCUAACGGAAAACGAGAUGCAUUUCCGUGAGUGUUCAAUUAACGGAGUCAAGUACCGGGAAGUUAAUGGGAAACUGGCACCAGAGGGAAUGACUGACGAUUCACCAGAUGGUUCUAUGCCUCACCUGAUCGGUGAUGAAUUGUUGUUUCUCCAGGCGGUGUCAUUGUGCCACACAGUUCAGAUCAGCUACGACCAGCCAGACUGCCUGGUUGGGGGAGGAGACCCGUUCGCCCAUGCAAACGGUUUCUCUUCCAGUCACAUGGAAUACUACGCCUCUUCACCGGAUGAGAAAGCUUUAGUGGAGGCAGUAAAGAGGAUCGGAGUGGCCUUCACUCGCUGCAGUGGAGAUACCAAAGAGAUCAAAACAUUUGGCAAGUCGGAGAAAUAUAAAUUGCUCCAUCUGUUAGAGUUUGAUGCUGACCGCAGGAGAAUGAGCGUCAUCCUGCAGACUCCCUCAGGUGGCAAAGUGCUGUUCACCAAGGGCGCAGAGUCAGCCAUCUUGCCUUUCACUACCAGCGGUGAGAUAGAAAAGACGAGACUGCACGUUGACGAGUUUGCCUUGAAAGGUCUGCGGACCUUGGUUGUUGCGUGUCGCCACUUCAGCCCAGAGGAAUACAUUGAUGUGGAGAAGCAUCUGAAUGCUGCCCGCACCGCGCUGCAGCAGAGAGAGGAGAGGCUGCAAGAGGCCUUCGCCUACAUUGAGCGAGACCUGCAGCUGCUGGGAGCAACCGGGGUCGAGGACAAACUUCAAGACAAAGUCCAGGAGACCAUUGAGGCUCUACGGCUGGCAGGGAUCAAAGUGUGGGUACUCACAGGGGACAAACACGAGACGGCGGUCAGCGUCAGCCUUUCCUGUGGCCACUUCCAUCGCACCAUGAACAUCCUGGAGCUUCUGCAGCAACGUUCUGAUAACGAGUGUGCUGAGCAGCUCUGCAGACUGGACAGGAGGAUAAAGGAGGACCAUGUCAUACAGCAUGGGUUAGUCGUGGAUGGGGCCAGUCUGUCUUUAGCCUUGAGGGAACACGAGAAGCUCUUUAUGGAAGUGUGUAAAAACUGUUCAGCAGUGCUGUGCUGCCGCAUGGCCCCACUGCAGAAAGCUAAGGUGGUGCGUCUUUUGAAAACCUCCCCAGAGAAACCCAUCACUCUAGCUAUUGGAGAUGGAGCAAAUGAUGUCAGUAUGAUACAGGAAGCUCAUGUGGGCAUAGGUAUCAUGGGGAAGGAGGGUCGUCAGGCCGUGAGAAACAGUGACUAUGCAAUUGCCAGGUUUAAGUUCCUGGCCAAACUUCUGCUAGUCCACGGUCACUUCUACUACAUUCGAAUAGCUACGCUUGUACAGUACUUUUUCUACAAGAAUGUGUGUUUUAUCACGCCACAGUUUUUAUACCAGUUCUUCUGUCUGUUUUCACAACAAACUCUGUAUGACAGUGUUUAUCUGACACUGUACAACAUCUGCUUCACCUCGCUGCCCAUCCUGGUGUACAGUCUGUUUGAACAGCUGGUCCAUCCACACGUACUGCAGAAUAAACCCGCCCUGUACAGAGACAUCAGCAAGAAUUCUCUGCUGUCUUUCCGGACGUUCCUGUACUGGACUUUGUUGGGCUUCCUUCACGCCUUCAUCUUCUUCUUCGGAUCCUAUAUCCUGAUGGGAGAGGACACCAUGCUUAUGGGCAAUGGACAGAUGUUUGGGAACUGGACAUUUGGAACGCUGGUCUUUACUGUCAUGGUCAUCACAGUCACAUUAAAGCUUGCUUUAGAGACUAAUUUCUGGACGUGGAUGAACCAUUUUGUGACGUGGGGUUCCAUUGCCUUCUACUUCAUCUUCUCUCUCUUCUAUGGAGGCAUCAUUUGGCCAUUCCUCCACAGCCAGGACAUGUACUUUGUAUUCGUACAGCUGCUGUCCAGCGGUUCAGUCUGGUUCGCCAUCAUCAUCAUCAUCAUAACUUGCCUCUUUCCUGAUGUGGUGAAGAAGGUCUUCUAUCGACAUCUGCAGCCCACCAGCACACAGAAGAGUCAGUCUCUAUCAGCCCCCCAGAUGCAGAGCCUCAACUGUGUGGAGUCCUUGUGCUGCUACCAACAUGGGCAGAGCGGCUGUUCCCGCCUGGCCCGCCUCCUGGAGCAAAUAACGGGACGGUGUCAGGCCAGCGCCAACAAUUGCCACGCGUCCAGCCGUAGCAACAGGUGGGGAGGACAACGGCAAGAAACAAUGAUUAUGAAUCCCGAUGAACCGGCACCGCCUCUUGGUGUCAAGAAUGUGGGCUGCAGUCCUGACUGUUCAAUCCCAUAACGUGGCUACGACUACUGUCUUGGAGCGACACGGAGAACUUCUACUCCAACGAUCGCAGCAUCCUGACGCUGUCGCCCAUCGAGUCCACGAACUGCUGACUCCCAUCUGACUGACACACUGAUCUGGGGGAGGGCUUCUACUCCACAUAAUCACCCCUCGACCCCUGUGCCGCCAUUUAAUACACCUCCAUAAAUCUAAGCUUGCUGCAUUCUGAGCUGGACACUGAUGCAUCACAGACCUGUCUGCUGCAUUGUCCUUCACCAAUUCCUGUUCCCAGUGUUAGUGAAUCCAUAGAAGAUAAAGAGACGUGUGUGAGAUCAGACCGGGGACAGGAACUCUCUUGCAGCGAUUUACGAAAUACUUUUUCGCAUAGUUGCCAAAGUUUUUUUGCAGCUGGCACAUGGUCUUUCCUGACCAUGUGGACUUUUUGCUAGCUUGAGGCGAGCAGCAGUCCAGCUCGGCCUGAGGACUUGUAGCACAGGACGGGACAGAGCCACAAAGACCGCCUAUGUAGCACCAGGUCUAAAGAUCCACUAAUAUGAGCACUUCUCAGAGGUGUCCGCUUGCAGCCCAUCAUCAUCUUCAUCAUCAUCAUCAUGUUGCGUCCAUGGACUUCCUCUUUGAGCUUUCGGCCCCGCUGCACCUUUUUGUUUCUCAUUCGGAUGAAACGGUAGACGUUAUGUAUGUUUCAGAGCCUGGCUGGAUCUGAAACGGCAGUCCCUCGAUACUGUACAAGGAGAUGCAUCUCUACCAAAGACCAAAGGAUUCAGACUGGAGUUUAAAAGAAUAGCUGUUUAUCUUUGUGCCUGGUUGUACUGGUUGCCUGCUUAUAUUGUUAUUGUUUGGCUGCUCUCUGGUAUGACUGUUCAGGCCUUGGUGUCCCUGCUGUGAAGAUGGGCAGAUGGGGCCUGUUUUAAAAGCCAUACAUUUUCAGGAGGUUACAUUAUUGAUUUAUUAGUGCAGAAAGAAGCUGUUUAAGCCUAUUGUUGUUAUUUUGUUCCCGUUUAAUGCCUUUUCUCCUUCAGCCGCUUUGGCAUAUCAGCAUUGAAGACCACGAUGCUCAGGGAAUGUUUUGGGGUCAGGCUGGGAGGCGGUCUAAAAGAGGCUGUAUUGCUGGAAUCAUCCCUCAGUUGCCUAGAAUAUUGCCCACGUGUCCGAUGAGAUAAUGGUACCAUUUCUAAUUCAGCAAGACAAAAAUGGCUUCAAUGGCGAGAUGCUUUUCCACGGCUGAUGCACGUCGAGCCAGACAGACAAAUGUCUAGAGAGAGAGAAAAAAGAAAGAGAGAGAGAGAGCUAUAUCGGUUAAAUCUAAUUCAGCUUCUACAGAGGUGAAUAGAAGAGCAGGCCGUUUGCACAAAUCAUCUAGAUAUUGCUCAAUUCAUUGCACAUCACCUAAAUCAUGUUGGUAAGUGAGUGACCUUGUUGUAAGCUCUUUGUACGAUCUCAGUGGCCACAUGCAAGUAAAAGGUCAAAUGAUUCUCUUUGAUACUUAGUUUGACCUCUUCUUCUUCCAAAAAAAAAAAAAAAACGGUGAAAUGAGGAAUCGUGUGCCGGUUCUUAUUUGUAGAAGUCAGUUGACUCAGAAGUGUAAUGUAGAAACGUUUCAAGACAACCGUUUAAAAGCAACAGCUCCCAUGUUGUUGUUUUUUGGUAUGGUUACUGUUGAAAGAAGGCCGAUUGUCAAACAUGUUUUUGUCAAGUCAUUGAAUAUUCUGUUUAUUUUCUAUACGGUACACAUUGUUUGAUGCACACCUGGGCCUGUUAACGUCCAUACAGGUGCAGCUGAAGAUGGAAAUGUAUAUUUAUUAUUGCAGUACUUUUUUCCUGUGUUUGUGACUUUCUUCCAUAUUCUACGUGUGUCCUGUAAAUUUACAAUCUUAGACAUGUAACCAGGAAGUUGAAGCGUUAUCUAAGCUCUUUGUUUUGACUUCAGUUAGAGCUUUCCUUUCACAACUCAAGAGGUAAUGAUCAGGAGACAUUCAUUUUGUUGUUAUUAAACAUUUGUGUUCAUACUGCUAUGAAAAUGUCUACCUGGAUGUGGAAAACUACAUGCUAAAGGUGUUUUUUAUAGGGGCACUUCAACCGUUGUACACAUAGUUUAUAGCAAUUCACUCACUCAAAAUGUUGACGUUAUAAGCUUGGAGCAUGAAACAGGCAGGUGUGGUUGGUAAGAUGCGUUGCAUCAUGGGAUUUUUGUUUUUAGGUUACUCACACAAGCCACUUAAAAUCAGGAUAUGUUCAAUUCUGUUGCAUUAAUUUUGACCAUCAUUUUUGUAUGGAGUCAAAGGCAGAACCCCGGCUGUGUUGGUGCACCGUAUGCUCAUAUACGGAGGCCCAAAUUGUUAAAAAUAUAAUGAUUAAUACCUCUAUCAUGUUAAUAAAUACAAACAAAUAACUUGACAAGUUGCAUCUUAAAAAAACAUCUCUUCCAUCAAGACUUAGAAAUAAAACAUAGACCAAUAUCUACAAAAUAAAAAUAAAUGACUUACUUUAAAGUCAUUUUAAAAUGACCUUUUCUAAUGUAAGUCUUUAUUUGAAAGAAUUUGUGAAAUAACUAUGAAGUAACAUUUAAGUACAAUGAGUAUAAUUUUGAAAAUCUAUAGGAUUAUAAAAAAAUCUAAGCAAUAUUUUUUGAUCGUAUAUACAUCCAGGUACAGAUUUUCUUUUUCAAGUGGCACUAGAGUAAUAUUCUUGCGACUGCUUAUGCUGAAAACUGAUACUAUAUUUUUCAAAUCUGAUUCUAUAAACUAAAGCAUCAGAGCGGUGACCUCAUCAAAGCCGUAGACAAGAAGGCAGCAGGGUUUGUAAACAAGGCUUUCUGGGUAUUUACAGAAGCAGAUUACUAAACCACAUAUGAAAAAAAUUUAAAGUCAAUUAAAAUGGUAUCGCGCUCUGAUGACAAACGAUCAUGUCAUCCAUUAAAAGCAUCUUAUAUUCUGUCUAUAGAUGUGGUUUUAAACCAAGUGCUCCUGCUUCUUGAAAUAUUGGCCAUAUAUUGAAUAUGUGUAAAGACAAAAUGAAAAUGUAAUAAACACAUCAUCCUGAACUA